Verruconis gallopava is the source of this 2523-nucleotide messenger RNA. RefSeq lists its product as uncharacterized. Gene Ontology annotation, biological process: DNA-templated transcription; regulation of DNA-templated transcription. The transcript has a single exon. Lineage: Eukaryota; Fungi; Ascomycota; Dothideomycetes; Venturiales; Sympoventuriaceae. The coding region runs from base 56 to 1744 and encodes 562 amino acids. The record is from RefSeq and is a predicted model, not a curated record. Gene Ontology annotation, molecular function: zinc ion binding; DNA-binding transcription factor activity, RNA polymerase II-specific; DNA binding.
CCGACAUUCGCCUUUUCAAGUCCGUCUUCUUUUGAACGACUUCUACCGCAUUACUAUGACUUCUACAGUGGGGACUGAUCGUCCGAGCUCCGUGGCAUGCGUAACAUGCCGCUCCAAACACCUCAAAUGUGAUGGUCAAAUGCCCACCUGCAGGCGCUGCGCAGAAUCCGGGCUGCCCUGUACCUUUGUGAAGUCUCGGAGGGGCUAUCAAGGUCGCAAAAGAAAGCUGACCUUUGCCAAUUCUGCGAACGACUAUUCGCCCGCCUUCAGCAUUUCAGAAGCGGACGGUGCGCGCAACCUGGAUCCGUCUUUCCGGCCUGCUCAGUCGCUGCCCUUGAAAAAUGCAGACACCCUGACAGAAACCGCGUCGCUCGCCCAGGGCCAGACGUCCGACUUUGACUAUGAGCGGCUCAUAGAAGUCUACUAUCGAAACAUCCACAUGGCUCACCCAAUCGUCCUGCCCGAGAAAGUCUAUCUCCAAGACCAGAGCGUGCUGCCCGACCACCUGAAGUACGUAAUGGCUUUCAUGGCUAGCCAUCUGACUCCAGACGAAUUCAGCAAUCUUCAAGAGAAAGCGGAGCUCGUUUUUGAACCAAGCGUUCCCGAUGAUGGUUUCAAGGUCCAGGCUCUUCUGUUGCUUACGCUUACCUCUUACGCCCGCUUCGAGAGAGAUCGCGGCAAUAAGGCGCUGACGCAGGCUAUCGCGCUGGCCUCGCGCCUCGGCAUGGAUCAUAACGAUUUUGGCCACGGCCACAGCCUGAUCUACCAAGAGAGCUGGCGGAGAACGUACUGGGAGCUCUACACCAUCACCGGCUUGAUCUCCCUUAUAGCUGGUAUCGACUUUCGGAUAAAACGGCCCGACGAUCUCCUGCUUCCAGGACAUUGUGAGGAUUACAAAGAAUGCCACAUCUCCGAGCUGCGAGAUCUGCGAGCAAUGCACGACCGCCUGGCGAUGGAAGACAGUUUCAAAUGGUCCUCGUUCGCCUACAAGAUUGAAGCAAUGCGAAUCUUGAGCAGCAUAUUCGAGUGCCAAGGCCCGGACGGGUCGUUGAAGGAUGCGCAAGUCCAGGCUCUCAGCGCCUCAAUCUCAAGUUACCUCUUGUCGCUCCCCGAGGAAAAGCGAUCGCCCGUCACGGACGACGGCGAAGUCGACGAAGUCAUGUCCUGUGCCUUGAUGAUUAUCAAUCUUGCUGGGGUUUGUCUCCAUUUUCCGCGAUCGAGCCUGGCUGGCAAAGGAAGCUUCCGGACCGUUUGCGGCACCAAUACACAGGACAAGGUCGAAUCGCAGGACCAACGCUACCAUCGCGCAGCCGCAAUCAAGUACGCCAACAGUGUCUCGAUGCUCGUCUCGUCGCGUAACUCGCUGAGGACUUUGACCCCAUGUUUUUCCUGUUCGAUAGCGUUCGCCGCCGCCGUUCAUCUCUCUGCAAUUUUGCCUCAGGAUGGCACUGAAGCUCAGCACAAGGAGCAUAUCCAGCUUGAGUUGAGCGCCUUGAAUGUUGUGGCCUCCAUCUGGCCAAUAGGAGGCGUUGUGAAAGCACAGCUUGCGCAAUAUUCACGCGAGGUGCUCUCGCGGCGCCCGAGUCAAGCACUCGGCGUAGACUCGAAUUUUUUGGAACCAAUAUCCUUCGCAAACGAUCCGUGGCUUGAAGAGCUUACCAGUCAGUACACGGAUGCCUCUUCUGAGGGAUUUCUGUUCAAUCUCAUAGGACCAUCACACGGCCAGUUAAACGCAACCCCCUAAAGAUGUCCAACAGAAUUAACAGGAAACUCAAUAGACCUCUGAGACUUUGCAAAAGGCCCAAGCUGAUUGGCUUUUCGUAUCAGCAUUCUCGGUACAAUUAUGGCGACGCUGAUGCAAAGUUGUGUGACUAAGAUGGAAACGUACACCGCUUGACUCCGUCCAUGAUCAUGUCAUAAUUGCAUACGACGAACAUUUGACGAUCCAAAAUAAAUAAAUAAAUAAAUAAAAGAAAAGGAAAAAUAAAGGGAUCAAAUUCGGUGUCUUCUACGCACAAACUCUGAUAGAUCCAAAUGCUCGAACACUCCAGUACACUUGGAUUUUGAUUACCUUAAUCGAUCGUGCGAUUCGAUACGACGUUAUGAAGUUUUUUCGGGCUGGAAGUUUAUUAUGGGUCACGAUAUGAAACAGUCCAUAUCUUAGGACAUUAACCCCGUCCAUGCAUGCUUAUCUAUACAUACCAACAUUGGGACUAGCAUUUGAUAGGCACUCAAAGUAUUUGUCUCGGUAGCUCCCAAUAGCUCUAUCUGUAAAUUUCAGCCCAGUUUGACCUCGCGGCUUAGGUCAAAGGCAAUCCACUAUAAAAUUUCACAUGGUAAGGUCAUAACAUGCCUAGAGCUAGUCACUGUAUUCUCGCUACUUCUUUUUUUCCGUCCGGGUCUUCCGGCCUUUUUGAACCUCUCCAAGCCAGCACAUGCGCUGUUGCAUUACAUCACAGACGAGAAGUGACACAUUCUCUGCGGAAAUUGGGUGAAAUACUGCUCUAAUGACAGAAGUCAAGA